GAAGUGCCACCCAGCCAGCAUCAGAAAUCAAUGGAUGAUCAGCGCCAAGAGGGUGAAGAUUCAGAGUUAGAUGAUACCGCAGGCAGCUCAGAGCCCAGGCUGAGAGAUACCCCUGAGGACAUCUUAUUUGAAGCUGCUGUGAACACCAUUGCAUUUCACCCCAGUCAAGAUAUACUUGCUGCAGGGGAUGUGGAAGGAGAUGUGUUUGUGUACUCUUAUUCCUGCUGGGAAAGUGGAAAUAAAGAGCUCUGGUCAUCGGGACACCAUCUUAAAUCCUGCAGAGAUUCUGCAUUUACCAGCGAUGGCCAACCUCACCUUUAAACUGCCUGCUGCUGAUCGAUGAGAACCUCUUUGCCACAGGAGAUGACAAUGGGAUGCUAAAAGUGUGGGAUCUGCAUCGAGACACGUCCUUUAUGGAGAUGAAGAACCAUGAAGAGUACAUCAGUGACAUGGCCAUUGAUGAGAACAAAAAGAUGCUGCUAACUGCCAGGUAUACCAGUGGCUUUCACAGUUCCUCUAGCACCGGGCAAUGAAUAACAUCUGUUCAGAUAAUAUUAAUGCUGGGGUUGUAGAAGAAAUUAUGAUUUAUGCUUCCAUUGCCAUAACAAGGCCCUGCAGUGUACCAUAGCCAUGACAUGGCGCUGUACUAUACCACAGCCAUACUGUAGUCAUGAUUAGACUGCGUACUAAACCCUAGUUGCAUUAAGUCCCAUUAUAGCCAAGGCCCUGCACUACAUAAUACAGAACUCUUAGCAUUUUGAAUUAAGGCAAUAAUAACUGCAACAGACCCAAGCCACUUUUGAUAAGCAGCACAUACAUUGGAAAAUAAAAGUUUUUUCUUUACAAUC
Xenopus tropicalis (tropical clawed frog) is the source of this 848-nucleotide messenger RNA. RefSeq lists its product as uncharacterized. The record is from RefSeq and is marked provisional. Lineage: Eukaryota; Metazoa; Chordata; Amphibia; Anura; Pipidae.